Phycodurus eques (leafy seadragon) is the source of this 2739-nucleotide messenger RNA. It is a transcript of the gene sf1, whose product is annotated as splicing factor 1. The coding region runs from base 1 to 2244 and encodes 747 amino acids. The record is from RefSeq and is a predicted model, not a curated record. Gene Ontology annotation, molecular function: zinc ion binding; mRNA binding. Gene Ontology annotation, cellular component: nucleus. The transcript is spliced from 12 exons. NCBI's taxonomy places the organism in Eukaryota, Metazoa, Chordata, Actinopteri, Syngnathiformes, Syngnathidae. Gene Ontology annotation, biological process: regulation of mRNA splicing, via spliceosome.
AUGAGCCUUCUUUAUAUCUAUGAGGGCAAUGCUUUUUGGACCAAUAGGAGAGCGACUGACUGCCGCGUGGCCUCCCUCACGCGAGCGACAGUCUUUUGUGGGUUUUGUGACAGUCGCCAUUUUGAUUGCUCGACUGAAAAGCUCGAGCCGUUCAGCUCGUUUUCAACACAUUCCGGGCCUCGAUUAACGACCGUUUUUUUAUCACAUCGAGUCGACGGGGGGCAGGCCAAAAUGGCUACGGGCGCAAACGCGACUCCUUUAGGAAAGUUGCACCCCAGCAUCGGCGCUAAACGAGGUUUCGAAGCAGGGCCCGGCGCCGGCAACGGUAACGGCAUGAUGCCCAACCCGGGGCCUCCUGCGCCCUUUCCGCCGUUACAAGCGUUCCAACCCCCGAUGCCCUCCCCGGCUUUCGCACAGACGCACCAGUUCAACGUGCCGAGCGGGUUUUCGCCACAGCCUCCCCAGCAACACCAACAGCCGGCUGGACAAGAUUUCAGCCAAAAGAAACAAAGGAAGAAGAGUCGUUGGAGUAGUGAGACGCCAGACCAGAAGACUGUCAUACCGGGUAUGCCCACUGUCAUCCCCCCUGGUCUGACCCGUGACCAAGAGAGAGCCUAUAUAGUCCAACUGCAGAUCGAAGACCUGACACGUAAACUGCGUACAGGAGACCUGGGAAUCCCUGUUAACCCUGAGGACAGGUCUCCCUCGCCGGAGCCCAUCUACAACAGCGAGGGCAAGAGGCUGAACACCCGCGAGUAUCGCACGCGCAAGAAGAUCGAGGAGGAGCGCCACUCUCUCAUCACCGAAAUGGUCGGACUCAACCCCGACUUCAAACCACCAGCCGAUUAUAAACCUCCAGCCACCAGAGUUAACGACAAAGUGAUGAUUCCUCAAGACGAAUACCCCGAGAUCAACUUUGUCGGUCUGCUUAUUGGACCGCGCGGUAACACAUUGAAGAACAUCGAGAAAGAAUGCUGUGCCAAAAUCAUGAUCCGCGGCAAAGGCUCGGUGAAGGAGGGCAAGGUGGGCAGGAAGGACGGACAGAUGCUACCCGGCGAAGACGAGCCUCUGCACGCUCUGGUCACGGCGAACACGAUGGAGAACGUCAAGAAAGCCGUGGAGCAGAUCCGCAAUAUCCUGAAGCAAGGCAUCGAGACGCCUGAGGACCAGAACGACCUGCGCAAGAUGCAGCUGAGAGAGCUCGCCCGGCUCAACGGAACGCUGAGGGAAGAUGACAACAGGAUUCUGCGUCCUUGGCAGAACACCGAGCCCCGGAGCAUCACCAACACCACCCUGUGUACAAAGUGUGGUGGAGCGGGCCACAUCUCCUCUGACUGCAAGUACACCAGUACCUUCGCCGCCCAAAGAGCGACGGGAGGCGAGCCCCCUCAGUCGGCGCAGGACAAGGCUCGCAUGGACAAGGAGUACCUGUCGCUCAUGGCUGAGCUGGGGGAGGCCCCGUUGCCGGCGUCCGGCGGGGGACACGCCGGCCCCCAGGGAGGACCCCCCCGCACCCCUCUGCCCAGCAACAGCCAGGGACCGCCGAACCGACCUCCCUGGAUGGGUUCCGCUUCGAACGACAACAGGAACUUCCACGGCAUGCACGGAGGAGGCCCUCACAACUUCCCUCCCCCCAUGCCCAGCAUGGGAGGCCCGCCGAUGCCCCCCAACCCCAACGGCAUGCCUCCCCCGUGGAUGCAGCCUCCCCCUCCUCCAAUGGGGCAGGGCCCGGGACCUCACGGGCACCCAAUGGGCAUGAUGCCACCGCCGAUGGGCAUGAUGCCCCCCCCGCCGCCUCCUCCCAACAGUCAGCCGCCGCCCCCUUCUGGUCCCCUGCCGCCGUGGCAACAGCAGGCUCCGCCUCCUCCUCCGACAAGCAGCAUGGCAACAAGCACACCGCUGCCCUGGCAACAAAAUACCCCCACCACAUCCAGCCCUGGCACAGGGACUCUCCCUCCAUGGCAACAGCCGCAGCCGCCCGCGGUCUCGGCGCCCCAACCCCCACCUCCGAUGGGUGCCCCCUCCAUGGUACCGCCUCCGCCGGGAGUGCAGCCGCCCCUGCCCCCCGGCGCCCCCCCUCCUCCCCCGCCGCCGCCCCCCGGCUCGGCCAGCAUGAUGUACGCCCCGCCGCCGCCCCCGCCGCCGAUGGACCCUUCCAACUUUGUCAUGAUGGGGAUGGGGGUACCGGGCAUGCCGCCGUUCGGCAUGCCCCCGGCACCGCCGCCGCCUCCGCCUCAGAAUUAACAACCUAAUGUGAAGACGAGCGCCCACAUCGCAUCCAAGAGACUGAGGUCAUCUACAGAUUGUCUGUCUGCUCACAAAUAUAACCAGUGCGUUUUUGUAUGCCACCGGGCGGAAUCGGGGAGAUGCUUUGGAUUUUUUGGGGGUGGGAGAACAUGUCAGUUUAAGUAUAAAGUCUGUCAAAUAAAUACCUCCCUGCCAUUAUCAAUCAAAACUGGCUGUUAUGUAUGAUCGGCAGAUGCCCGGUGGGGUACAAUGCGGUCAUCUACGAGCACGCAUUUCUAGUUUUUUAUGGUUCCUCAAUAAUGUAAAGACACGUCCACAACAGUUACGAUGUUAGUUCACUAUGUGUAAAUGGAAGCGUUCUUCUCUUUUUAACGUUUGUAUCAAUGCAAAGGCUCCAUUUGUGUGCGUGUGUUGUAAACAAACAUUGCUCUCAGGCCUCAGUUCUGCAGCGCUAUGCAGUUAUAAUUUUUUUUUUUUUUUUUUUUUUUUUUU